Pelmatolapia mariae (spotted tilapia) is the source of this 1065-nucleotide messenger RNA. It is a transcript of the gene ambp, whose product is annotated as alpha-1-microglobulin/bikunin precursor. The coding region runs from base 1 to 1065 and encodes 354 amino acids. Lineage: Eukaryota; Metazoa; Chordata; Actinopteri; Cichliformes; Cichlidae. Gene Ontology annotation, molecular function: serine-type endopeptidase inhibitor activity. The record is from RefSeq and is a predicted model, not a curated record. The transcript has 10 exons.
AUGCAGAAAGCAGCAACUGUGAUUACUCUGCUGGUCCUGGGAUGGACCUGGAGCCUCGAGGGGCUCCCUGUACUCACAGACCCACUUUAUCCCACACAGGAAAACUUUGAUUUAACCCAGUAUUUGGGAACAUGGCAUGAUAUUGCCAUUGCAUCCACAUGUCCCUAUAUGCAACGUUACAAGUCAGGCGCAGCCAUCGGAAAACUGGUACUUCAGAGAGGUGAUAAUGAAGGCAAACUCAAGGUGACUCGAACUUCACUGAGACGAGGAACAUGUAUGGAGAGGAUUGAGGAUUAUGAGCUGACCACCACACCAGGACGAUUCUUCUAUCAUGUUGCAAAGUGGGGGGCAGACGUGGACGCAUACGUGGUUCACACAAACUACAAUGAGUACGCCAUAGUAAUAAUGAGCAAGCAGAAGUUAUCAGGCAAUAAGACCACCUCAGUUAAGCUUUACAGUCGAACUAUGACUGUGAGAAACACUGUCCUGGAUGACUUUAAAAGACUGGUUAAAGACCAGGGAAUGAGUGAUGCCAAUAUUAUCAUUAAACAGAACAAAGGUGACUGUGUUCCUGGAGAGGAGGUGGCAACAGCCACAGCUCAGCCUAAGCCUAAGCCUCAGCGUGUGAGGAGAAACGCAGUGCCUUCUUUGGCUCCAGAUGUGGAGGGCUCUGGUGAUGAUACAGCUAUGUUCAAUGGGACUGAGGCCUGUAAAGCAGCACCAGACACAGGACCGUGUUUCGGGAUCCACCUGCGUUACUACUACAACUCCUCUUCAAUGAACUGCGAGCUCUUCAAGUAUGGAGGAUGUUUGGGCAAUCAGAACAACUUUGAAAGUGAAAGGGACUGUUUGCAGAGUUGCCGCACCGAAGCUGUGUGCCGUCUGCCUAUGGAUGCUCAGCCCUGCACAGGGAAGCCUCCCAUCUGGGCUUUUGACUCCACCGCUGGUCUGUGUGUGGCCUACAAAAACGGCUUCUGCCAGGCCAACGGCAACAAGUUCUACAGCAAGGCAGAGUGUGAGGAGUACUGCGGGGUGAUGAAAGAUGGAGGAGAUGAAUUUAUCUAA